AUGUUUAUAAGUAAUGUUAGAAAUAGAUUAAGACAACUUAACCAACCCACAGACAAUGAUUGUAAAAGAUGGUUCUGGGAAUUAUUACAGAAUGCUAAAGACUCUAUUGCACAUGACCCUACAAAAAAAUCUGUUUCUAUUAAUGUUAAAAUUACAGAUAAUACAUUCACAUUCUCUCAUAAUGGAUCACCGUUUACUGCAAAAGCAAUGUUAGGGUUGUUAUAUAAAUAUUCAGAAGGAAAGCAAAAUGAUACACAAUCAACAGGAAGAUUUGGAACAGGAUUUUUAACUACACAUACUAUUUCAAAAAUAGUUUCUAUUACUGGAGAUGUUUAUGGAGAUGAAGAAAAAAGUAUUGUUAAUGGAUUUACUGUAACAUUGUAUAGAGAUGGUUAUGAAGAUUAUGAGUUACUUGAAGGAAUUAAAAAAAUGGAAAAUUCAUUAAAAUAUUUAAAAGAACCAUUUGGAUUGACUACUUAUGUUUAUCAGAUUCAAAACCAAACAGGGAAUGAGGCUUUACAAAAAGGGGUUUCAAAUAUAUGGGAGAAUGUAGCACAAACUCUUGUUUUUUGUAAAGAAGUGAGUGACAUUACUAUAGAUUAUAAAGGCAAGAUAACUAAAAUAACAAGAGACCUUGUUGUUAAAGAAGGAAUAAUGGAAGUUCAUACUCUAGUUUUUAACGAAGAUGGAGAUAUUAGAAAGAGAUAUUUUUUACUUGGAAAUUAUGAAGAAUAUAAUGAAGGACUUACUAAAAGAUUUGGAGUUGAAAGAACACUUAGAAUACAAUAUGCUAUUGAAUUUGAUAAUGAAAAAAACAUUCUUAAAAAUAAAUUUACUUCAUUGUACUGUGUUUUCCCACUUGUUGGAUCAGAAGCAAUUCAAAUUCCAUUUAUUCUUAAUUCUCCAGAUUUUCAACCAGAUGCAGAAAGAGAAACGAUUUAUCUUAAUGGUAAUGAAACAAAUGCUGCAACUGGAAAAAUAAGUGAUACUGGAAUAAAUAGAAUGGUUUUAUUAAAAUGUGUUGACUUAUAUAAAGAUCUUUUAAACCAUUUAAUUCAAUACGGUUAUACAAAUUUAUAUAUUGUUGGUGCUGGUUUAAAUUCAAAACCAUCAGGAAAAUUCUUUGAUGAAAAUUGGUAUUCUUUAUAUUUUAUUAAUUCUAUGAAAGAAGUUAUGGGUUCUCUUCCAUUUGUUGAAACACCAUUUGGUUUAAAAACACUUUAUAAAAAUGGAGAACCAACUAUGUUUUUCCCAUACAUUAAUGGAACUAAAGAACAAAAACAUUCAUUUUAUUCAAUUGUUGCAAUGCUUUAUCCAACAAAAGUGUGUAAUGAAGAAUGUCUCCAACCAUGGUUAGAUAAUAUUUGGGAAGGUUGUGGUGUUCUUACUAUCCAGAAAUUAUUAAAAAAUAUUAGUCAAUACAGUUCUUUAUCUGAAAUGGAAAAACAUUUUAAAUCAACCGACUUUAAAACCGCAUUAAGUAAUCUUAUUGAUUUAACCUUUGAAACUGAUAAAGAGUUACUAAACAGAUACCCAAUCAUUCCAAAUAAGAAUGAGUCAUUUAAAAGACUUGACUACUCUGGUUUUGUUAGUGUGGUUCAUGUAGAUGAUAUAUUGAAUACAAUUCUUGAUAAAAUUACUGGAAAAUGGAAUGAAUGUUGUAUUCAUGGCUGUGUUAAGAAUGAGCGUUUAACAACUUCACUCGAUACUGGUAGAAUAUGUGAAAUUAUUAAUUCAGAAGUACUAAAACUAAGAGAAUCUAAAUCUAAAGACAUAGCUGGUGAUGAAGAAUUUUUAAAAAGAGUUGCUUUAUUAAUUACGUGUUGUGUAGACAAUCAAACUAAAUUUAAUGAAGAGUUUAUCCAUAAAAGAAACUUCCUUUAUCAGAAUGUCUUUGAUUGGUUUGAUGAAAUUAUCCCUGAUAAAAAACUUAUAAAAAAUUCAUUCUCAAAAAGACUAUGGGACAAUCUUGAUCAGAUUCUUAUUGGAAUUCUUUUGAGAAAAAUAGAAAAGACUGAGGAAAUACGCAAAAUCCCAGUUACUAUAAAACAGUUUAAUGAUUUAUUAUCUUAUUUAUAUAAAAAUUCAACAGCAAUUAUUUGGAAUAGAUAUGCUGUUAUUGCUGAUCAAAAUGGUAUAUUUCAAAAACCAGAAGGAAUGUAUAUUGAUGACGGUAUUCCUUGUUGCCUCAAAAAUAGUCACAUCAUUAAUUUAGGUUUGGACUUCAAAAGAAUUCUUUGUGACAAAAAAAUUAAAUUGCCAUUACCCGUUCUGUCUUUAGACGAUGGGUGUAAAAAAUUUGCAGCAUCAAAUCCAACCAAUGUAUAUUGGGAAAAUCUCCUUUAUUUAUUUUCGCUUAUCCCACAAGAACAAGUUAUUCAUGACAGGCAAAAAUUAUACUAUGACUUAAGCAAAUGUUAUUUGAAUAACACAAACCCCGAAGUGUCAUUAGACGUUAGUACUGAUAUUUUAUGGAAAAAAUAUAGCCUUUGUUUGGUUAAACAGAUUGUUAAAAAACACAACUCUUUUAAUAAUUUGUCAAAUUACAAAUCAUAUUUACAUUUAGAUGAUGAUGCUUUUAGGAUGAUAGAAAUGUAUUGGACUUGUUAUAAUUUACAUCAUCAGAAUUUAGAUUGCCCAUUGAAACUUCCUAAUCAAUAUGGAACUUUCAAAGACUCUAGAGAGUUAUCAUUUGACCAAGACAAUGCCCAAAAUGUAAUAGAGGUCCAAUCAAAUUUAUGUUCCCUUUCAAUGAACCGUUAUUAUGAAAGAUAUAUUAUGUGCACAAGUUAUUCUGACUAUAAAGACAAAUUAUUAUUUAAUGGAAUUAGAAAUAUUAAUAAUGAAUUGAAUAUUGUUACACUACAAAAGAUAUGUAAUACAAUUGAUGAUAUGAUUGAAGCUUUUUAUACCAAGAACAGAAAGGAAUUAUUCGAUAAUUCUAGAUUCAAGGAUGUUAUGACUGACUUAUUUGCAACUGGGUAUAUUCCUUCAUCACAAUACUUCCCUAAACUUAGCCAAGAAACACUUCUUAACGAUAUUGAGUAUAGUGUGAUGUUUAGCUCAGAAUUUAAAAAGUCAUUCUUUAAACUAUCAAACCUUUUAAAAAAGAAAGGAAUGACAGCAGAUGAAUUAAUUAAUUUAGUUGAACGAUACAAUGUAAAAAAAGAUGAAGUUCAAUAA
Messenger RNA from Entamoeba histolytica HM-1:IMSS, 3183 nucleotides. RefSeq lists its product as uncharacterized. NCBI's taxonomy places the organism in Eukaryota, Evosea, Mastigamoebida, Endamoebidae. The transcript has a single exon. The coding region runs from base 1 to 3183 and encodes 1060 amino acids. The record is from RefSeq and is a predicted model, not a curated record.